GCUCCAGUCUGUUUGUAAACUCCACGUCUCUAUACCUCUGCUCUCCCGUUCGCCGCGCUCCGCGGGUGAGGGUGCAGAGAUUCGGCUUUCAACAAUUACAUAAAAGCAACACAGUGGCACCAAACGGGUCGGACGGACGGUUCACUUUAAGCCCAUUCAUCGGGAGAGAGCCGAAGCAAAGGAAGAAACGGAGGGACCGGCAGGCGAAAGUCUCCCAGUCAUCAUCUCCCUCUCGUUCUGCGGCUUUCAUUUCGUCCCGUCGCGUUUCGUCAUGGGGAAGUCGCUCUUUCGGGGUCCGCCGACAGCACAUGCGUGACUUCGGGAUCCAGGGUGUUGGAUACAAGCCUUGGACUUGUCGCCGUGAAUUAGCAGUUUGUUUCUGACAUCGACAAUUAGACGAGAAGGUGAUGUGGUUUAUGAAUAGACUCGUUUGUGCGGCUGUGAAGCUGACAGUUUGAGCGGACGAUUUAAGGAUUUGUCUGCAGCGUUUCUUUCCACGGAUACCUGCAUUGGUUGCUUUUAUUUUUCUAUUUUAGGACCAUGGAAUUAACAGGCAAAGCGCUUGUCGAUUUUUUGCACGCAUGAACCUUUCGAUAAAGCACGCGCUGCUUUUUUCCCCCCCUCCUGCUUCAAAUGCGUUCACUUUUUUAGACGGAGAGUGGGUUGGCAUCUCCUUUUUCAUGUUCAUUUGUUUUUGCAUUAAUCGAGUGGCGAUAUUUUGAGACUGGCAUGCUUUUGAAGCCAACCGUACCGGGACUGUGCGCGAUGUUGCAGACGAUCUAUGAGACAGAGUCCUGCUUCUCUUCAGACAGCACGUCCAGCAGAGAGCGACCCGUGGAGCUGCUUUCUCAGUCCAGGAGCACCAGCAUGCCCAGCACCGCAGUGGAUGUAAAGACCUUGCUCCCCUCUGGGAUGCAGAGCCCGGUGGGCGGUGGAGGAGAUCAGGGCGGAGGCAGCGGAGGGCCGGUGGAUCUGCGUACGGACCCGCGUCUGAGCGCGCUAAGCACGGUAGACCCGGCGCUGAGGGAAAAACAGCUACAGCACGAGCUGCUCCUGCUCAAACAACAGCAAGAGCUGCAGAAACAGCUGCUGUUCGCCGAGUUCCAGAAGCAGCACGAGGUUUUGACGCGUCAACAUGAAGUGCAGCUGCAAGAACAUCUGAAGGUACGACCCUCUCUGUCCUCCCCGCACACAUCAUCUCCUUCAGCUGUGGUGCUUGACCUCCGAACUCUUUCUAAACAGCAACAGCAGGAGAUCCUUGCCGCCAAGCGUCAACAGGAGCUGGAGCAGAAGAGGAAGUUGGAACAGCAGCGGCACGAAGAGAUGGAGAAGCAGAGACUGGAGCAACAGCUCAUCAUGCUGCGGAACAAAGAGAAGGGCAAAGAGAGUGCUAUCGCUAGUACUGAGGUCAAACUGAAGCUGCAGGAGUUCCUGUUGAGCAAAAAGGAACCGGGCCCCGGUGGACUCAACCAUUCCUUCCCCCAGAAGUGCUGGGGGCCUCACCACGCGUCCCUGGAGCAGAGCUCCCCUCCACAGAGCAACACACCGGGCACGCCGCCCUCCUACAAACUCCCCCCACUGUUAGGGUCCUACGAGGGCAAGGAUGACUUCCCUCUCCGUAAGACCGCCUCUGAACCCAAUCUGAAGGUACGUUCACGGUUAAAACAGAAGGUGGCUGAGAGGAGGAGCAGCCCACUUCUUAGACGGAAAGAUGGUACUGUGAUCAGCACCUUCAAGAAAAGGGCGAUUGAGAUCUCAGUGUCCUCUAUGUGCAGCAGUGCUCCUGGCUCGGGUCCCAGUUCUCCGAACAGCUCUAACUGUGCCAUUGCCGAGAAUGGCUCCAGCGGAUCCGUCCCAAACAUCCACGCUGAGUUGCGUUCUCUGCAUCAGUCUUUGACUGGAGAUGGGACACCGAGUCCCCUUAGCCUCUACACCUCUCCAUCUCUGCCCAACAUCUCACUUGGACUGCCUGCCAACGCGCACAUCACGGCUCCUCAGAAACUCAGUGCCCAGCAGGAGGCAGAGCGGCAGACAAUCCAGAGUUUGCGGCAAGGUGGGCCACUGACAGGGAAGUUCAUCAGCACAUCGUCUCUGCCGACUGGCCUUCCUACCGUUGCACCCCAUGACCCUGAGCCCCCUUCCGCUUCUAAUAGCCACAGUAGCCAUUCCUCGCUGCUCCAGCACGUCCUGCUGCUGGAGCAGGCUCGACAACAGAGCGCACUUCUCGCAGUUCCCAUGUACGGACAAUCUCCGCUGGUAACGGGUGAGCGGGUGUCCAACAACAUGCGUACAGUGAACAAGUUGCCUAGGCACAGGCCGCUGAGCCGUACCCAAUCAGCGCCGCUGCCGCAAACACCACAGGCCCUGCAGCACCUCGUAAUGCAACAGCAGCACCAGCACUUCCUCGAGAAACAGAAACACUACCAGCUAAAUAAGAUCCUUUCCAAAGGGGCUGAACUUCCAAGGCAGCCUCCCACGCACCCAGAGGAGACAGAGGAGGAGCUUACAGAAACCGCAGAGAUGCAGGAUGAGCGGGGGGAAGGGCUUGAUCACAUAAGGGAGGGGCUACAGAAAGAGAGCUCCGGCGAAACCACACCCCCUUCGGAACGUCUGGUUCCGUUGAAGGGAGAAAGCACAGAAAGUGAUUUGGAGGAGGAAGACGAUGAAGACGAAGCUAUUGAACUUAGGGAAUGCGAUGAAGAGGGCGCUCCCUAUGGCCAGUAUUUGGACCAGCAGCAUGUGCAGCAACUGAAUGUGUUCCAGGCAUCUCUAUCCAUCACAGGAAUGCCCCACAGACCCCUGGGAAGGGCACAGUCGUCCCCCGUCACUUCUAGUCUUAAAGGAGCGCCUCUGAACGAGGUUCCCAUUAAGCAUCUCUUCACAACAGGGCUGGUGUACGACACCUUCAUGCUGAAGCACCAGUGCAUAUGUGGGAACACAAACAUUCAUCCCGAACACGCCGGGCGCAUUCAGAGUGUUUGGUCCAGGCUACAGGAAACGGGGCUGCUUGGGCGCUGUGAGAGGAUCAGGGGAAGGAAGGCCACGCUAGACGAAAUCCAAACGGUUCAUUCUGAGUAUCACACGCUGCUCUACGGCACCAGUCCACUGAACCGACAGAAGCUGGACAGCAAGAAACUUUUAGGUCCAAUAAGUCAGAAAAUGUAUGCUGUCCUUCCAUGUGGAGGCAUUGGGGUGGACAGCGACACAGUGUGGAACGAGAUGCACUCGUCAGGUGCGGUCCGGAUGGCGGUGGGCUGCGUCAUUGAGCUGGCCUUCAAAGUUGCUGCUGGAGAACUGAAGAACGGGUUUGCGGUGGUCCGUCCUCCUGGUCAUCAUGCGGAGGAAUCGACCGCCAUGGGUUUCUGUUUCUUCAACUCGGUGGCCAUCACUGCCAAACUCCUGCAGCAGAAACUCGGGGUGGGCAAGAUCCUGAUCAUAGACUGGGAUAUUCACCAUGGAAACGGCACCCAGCAGGCCUUCUAUAAUGACCCCAAUGUGUUGUACAUUUCACUGCAUCGUUAUGACGAUGGUAACUUUUUCCCAGGCAGCGGCGCUCCUGAGGAGGUGGGUGUAGGUCCAGGAGAGGGCUUUAAUGUCAACAUUGCCUGGACGGGUGGAGUGGAGCCACCUAUGGGUGAUGUGGAGUAUCUAACUGCCUUCAGAACGGUGGUGAUGCCCAUAGCCAAUGAGUUCUCCCCGGAUGUAGUGCUAGUGUCAGCUGGUUUUGACGCUGUGGAGGGUCAUCAGUCCCCCCUGGGUGGAUAUAAUGUCACCGCCAAAUGUUUCGGCCAUCUCACUAAGCAGUUGAUGAAGUUGGCUGGCGGCCGUGUGGUUUUGGCGCUGGAAGGAGGUCAUGACCUCACCGCCAUCUGUGACGCAUCUGAGUCCUGCGUGGCUGCAUUGCUUGGAGACGAGUUGGAUCCUCUACCACUGACUGUGCUUCAACAGAAACCAUGUCCAAAAGCCACAGCCUCCCUAGAGAGGGUCAUUGAGAUUCAGAGUAAACACUGGACGUCGCUGCAGAGGUUGGCUCCUACAGUGGGUCACUCUCUACUGGAUGCUCAGAGACGGGAGAAGGACGAGGCAGACACUUUGACCGCCAUGGCCUCUCUCACUGUGGACAACGAUCAGCAAAAGACCUCCACAGAAACCAGCAGAUCAGCGGAGGAGCCGAUGGAGGAGGAGCCCGUGUUGUAGAAGAGCGAGCACAGUGCAUCACUGCUCCAACCUUCUUGUCCACGCGUGCUUGGCACUGGUCACCCUGACGUCACGCCUCAUGUUCCUCCUCCCAGCUCUUUGAUUGGUUCCCUCGGUCCUUCACUCAUUUCCAGGUGCUUGACUGACACGUUCACAGCCCACCCACUUCGGCUUUUCUGAGGUUAAAGCAUAGCAAACUGUUGCUGAAAGGGGACGACAAGGCAUGAUGAGUAAUUACAGGACCGCUCCAGUGAGGGUUGUGCGAGCUGGACCGGCCGAACAAUGGAGUGCUCUUCAGAGAGAGGCCUUCGAUUUCAUUUUCUCAUCGUAUUGGACUGAGGACGUAAAGAAGAAAAUGCAAAAAAAAAAAAACGAAAAAACGAAAAAAUUCAAAAGAAGAGGAGGAAGGGAAAAACAGUGUGACAGCACAGGGAGGUUGUCACUCGGAGGGCGAAAAGCUUUGUUUUCUGUACAAAGUAUAUGUACAAAGUUCCAAAAAAAGCCAACAAGCAGCAAAAAUAUUUCAGCACAAAACACACUUAUACACUCAUUCACGAGCAACACGGUUCCCGAAAGAGGAACCUGCUGUGUCGAAACACCUUUUGCAGACAAGUAUACUCGUUUACACUGUACCGUGUCGAUUUUUUUGGUAUACUUGUUCAUCUGUAUAAUAGCCUGUUAUGAAAAGCACACAAACAUACAAGAACUAUAAUAUAUAUAUAUAUAUAUAUAUAUAUAUAUAUAUAUAUAUAUAUAUAUAUAUAUAUAUAUAUAUGUAUAUGUAUAUGUAUGUAUGUAUGUGUGUAGGUUUGUGUGUACCGUAUACACAUUUGAAUAUACAAAAAAUAUAUAAAUACUUUAUAUCCCCUAUGGAACAUUUUCUUAUCAGCUGUGGUUGUACAUACAGUAAAAGAGCCUGCAGACUUUUAUCCAGAAGUGGAAGAACGGUGGUUAGCCUUUUUUCCCAGAAGCAUUUCUUUUCUCUCAGAGAAAACAGUACUUUUUUUUGGAACAUGCGGCUUUGCUAUGAGAUACUCGCACAUAAACGUAAAUAACGGCAACCCAUCCGUUUUACGACAGAGGUGUAAAAAGCGAAGAGAGGAUUUUCGAAGCAUCCAUCUCGACCUUCGGUGGAGAACGAGGAUGGCAAUGUCUCAAGAAAGACUUUUUUUUGUUGUUGUUGUUGUUGUUGUUUUCAAGAACUCGGUGCCUUUUAUACUAAGGAAAACGUUUGACAACACCAAUACUUAAGGAAUCGAGAAUCCUCAGACUUAACUUUCAUUGAUUUGUUUGUUUUUUCAAAUUGCCUUAAUUUUUUCAGAGAAAAUGAAUUUUAGCCAUGAACGACGGAGAGCACAAAAUGAUUAUCGUCCUCCUCCUGCCCCGCUUUCUUUCCAUUUCUUUCUUUAGUUUUUCUUUCUUUUGGGGGGGAAGGGUGUAAAUGUUGCGUUCUUGGUUUUGAUACGUUUUUUUAAAUUAUUUUAAUGCUAACAAAAGAGCGAACGAAACCAUUCAGCGAUCGUUGUAUUUAUCGGUCCCGUGCCGUACGGGAGCACAUGACGUGAUUGUUUGGAAACACUGACGAUGUUGUGACCAACUUGUUUAGCCUCACCUUCCUUUGUACAAUUACUUGUUCGGCUCCCUUGCGCUCUUUUCUUCAAAACUCGUUUUAUUUGACUUUAUGGCGAGAGAGUGUUAUCGGUGGGGUUUUUUUUUUUUUAUUACAAGUUUUUUUUGUACAAAAAUGUAAAAGGAAACAAAAAGUCUGUAUCAGUGUUAAUUUGUCAUUUGAUUUGAAGUAUUCUCUGAUAAGGAAUGUACAGCGUGGUACAGAUAUUAUCAAUGAUGUUGAUUUAUGUCACUGUGCAGUGCAUUUCGCAUUGUCCUUUUUUCAGAAUUUAACAAUAUUUUUUUUUCCCUGGCAAUAAGAGUGACCACCACUUUUUCAGUUUUUUUCCAUGUAACACUAAAAUACUCCGUCAUCUUUGGACAUAGCUUGUAUGCUACGGAUUCGGUUAUUUUUCACCGGACUAAUUAGUAUUGUUCUUAACUGUCGACGGUCGUCUAAUAGCUGUAUGCUGGUUAAUCACCUGUGCACUUGUUGAAAUGCACCUGCUUGUUUAUGACCCUGAAAUAACGAUUCUUCAUUACAUUUUCACUGUGCGACAACAGCUUUUUUUUUGGAGGGGGGGCCAAAUUCGAUUUCAUCCGCUGCGUCUUCAUUCACCGUCACCCUCGUGCUUUAGCAGCGUCCCGGAAGCAGCAUUACUCAAUCUGAGAGGUCACGACCUUUCCGACGGCGAGUAACGUUACUUUUUUUUUUUUUUUUUUUUUUAUGAGACUGAAUCGGGCCUCGAGCAUCUUGCACUAAUAACUACACUGUAGGUCCGAAUCCAAUCGCGUUUGGUUUUUUUGUUUUUUUUUGUUCUUUCAGACACAAAUCAAGAGGCAUUAAAAGCGGAGUGAAUUAUCUCAGCGAACGGCGCGUCAGCGUUUUUCGGUUUUUUUUUUUGUACGUUCAUCGAUUUGCCGAUGAGCUGUUGACGUUGAAACGUUAGAAAUUUCGCCUGCGCAUUUCUCGACUCUGCUCGCUUUUGAUUUAUUUAUUUGGAGUCAGAAAUGACCGCUGAGAGUUGCGUUGAGUUGCUCACGGAUCGAUGUGCGUCUCGUUGUCAGUCGAUGCUGAAUUCCAUCGCGUCUCUUCGACGGCCUCAUAGCCUUUGGGCAAUAACGUUUUCUAAAAGAUGUAUUACAAUAGCUAAAAGCGAACGGCCAGUUUUUUCUCUCACAACAACAACAACAGUCGUCUGUUUGAUACGUCGUCAUUCUGAUAGUAUUUAUACAUGUUGUUGUUUUUUUUUUCCAACACUAACAUCCCCUUAAGCUGUUCAUCCGGUCUCUAAGCGUCUGUUGUCGGUGGUUAUUACCGACUUGCUUUUCGCUCGAACUUCGGUUAAAGAGAAACGGGAAACAAACACUUUGUGAAAAAGCGGGCUGACACUAGCCUCUGUAUUUAGAUGCUGUAAUAUACACUAAGAGAAUUUCCCUCUUCUAUGUGGCUAUGGGAUGUGCUGUCUGAAUCAGGAACUACUGUGAUCAGGUUUCGUAACGUUUGGAUGUAGAUCACCAACCAUUUGUGCAGAGUUUUGUAUUUUCACCUUAUGUGGCGUCAAACAGUUUCUUGACCGUGCAGUUGGUGGUGAACGCUUUUACUCCUUUUCUUUUCCCGUUCCUCUUAUACUUUUCUGAAUGGACCCCGAGAAGUCCCUUUCGGAGACCUAAACCUUCUCUUUGGGUGCGUUGGGUUGAGCAAUACAUAGAGAGGGGAAACGAUCGCUCGGAUGUAAUGCAGUGCGACGCUUGGCUUUCUUAAACGAGGCUCCGAGGGAGACGGUUUGUCUCUCUUGAUGGACGCCUUCCAACGCGUUCUCUUUCGCAACGACAAAGAAAACAACGUCAACGGCGUGAGCAGAGCCUUACGAUGGACACCGAGAAACCUCUGUACGUGUAAAAGACAUCGACAUUCGCCGUGGGAAGAUAGCUUUACUGUCUCUGCCACAUAUUUUGCUAUUGGGUAAAUAUGUAUAUUUAUUGAUAAUUCAUAUGUUGUGUAUAUGUAGUGACCUAUGAUCGUCGAGGUUCAAAGAGUGUUUGUAUAUUUUUUGACUUUUUUGAAAGAGAGGUUGUGUCUCCUUCACCGUCUCUUCAUUUCUCUGCUGUUUCGCUGCAUCACUCGUUGUGAUUGGGUGUUUCAAUUCGUGAGAUCUUUUAACCUUGGAUUUUUAAGAUCUUUUUUCUCUCUCGCUCUCGACUCUCUCUCUCUCUCUCUCCUCUCUUUCUUGUCUAUCUUCUGGUCAUAUUGAUAUGCAGAAGUUAUCUGAAAUUAUCAAAGCACAUUCCCUGAUUUAUUGUGUUCUUUCGAUGCUUUCAUGUUGCGACAAUACAAAGGUGUGUAUACUAACUGCUACACACAUGUAUAUAGGGUGCAUAUAUGUGUACACAUGUGCAAUACACGCUAUUUGAGCAAUCUAUUACUGUGACUAUUAAUCAUUAAAAAUUGCUGUCCCUUUGAA
This is a messenger RNA of Puntigrus tetrazona (Sumatra barb), 8270 nucleotides long. RefSeq names its product histone deacetylase 5 (gene hdac5). The transcript has 24 exons. The record is from RefSeq and is a predicted model, not a curated record. Lineage: Eukaryota; Metazoa; Chordata; Actinopteri; Cypriniformes; Cyprinidae. Gene Ontology annotation, biological process: chromatin organization; negative regulation of transcription by RNA polymerase II. Bases 730 to 4197 code for a protein of 1155 amino acids. Gene Ontology annotation, molecular function: histone deacetylase activity. Gene Ontology annotation, cellular component: histone deacetylase complex.